Messenger RNA from Scomber japonicus (chub mackerel), 2538 nucleotides. It is a transcript of the gene slc39a6, whose product is annotated as solute carrier family 39 member 6. Gene Ontology annotation, molecular function: zinc ion transmembrane transporter activity. Gene Ontology annotation, biological process: intracellular zinc ion homeostasis; zinc ion import across plasma membrane. The record is from RefSeq and is a predicted model, not a curated record. The coding region runs from base 57 to 2435 and encodes 792 amino acids. Gene Ontology annotation, cellular component: membrane. Lineage: Eukaryota; Metazoa; Chordata; Actinopteri; Scombriformes; Scombridae. The transcript has 12 exons.
CACACGCACAUUACCUGCAGGAGAGGACCAACAAACACGGCAUUUACAUCACCUAGAUGAUGACUGAGGAGAAGAGUCGAGCGGUGUGGGUCGUGCUGCUCCUCGUCGUCGUGAGUUUGUCCGGCGGCGACGGGCUGAGCGGUCCGGACUGCAGCUCGUCAACCACGGAGGCGAACAGCGCUAUGUGUUUACCGCCGGCCGUCAUCGACCCACUGAGAGCGGGACAGAGCCAGAAACAACACCUGGAGGCGCUGUUCAACAGAUAUGGAGAAAACGGCACCAUCUCUCUGGCCGGUUUAAAGCGUCUCCUACACAACGUGGGCUUGGGUCGCAUCAGGACUGUUACGGUGCAGCAUCACGAGCAGCCGGGUCACCAUGACGACCACGACCAUCCCCACCAGCAUCACCACCACCACCACCAUCACCAUCACGAUCAUGAUCAUGAUCAUAAAGGCCACAGUCACCACCACCGUCCCCAUGACGACCACCAGAAACACGGAGAGCCGUCUCAGCCCGGAAAGACGACGAAGAGCGCCGACGCGGCCAAAGAGCAGGACGGCGGCGCGGGGAAGAAAGCGGAGAACCCCGACAGCCAUAAUAAACUGUACGAUAAGAAGGCGGCGUUGGCGGCGCAGGAGGUCGAGGCCACGGCCGAGUCCAACGCUCAGCUGGUGGCGAAACCAGACGACGCUCCGAAGAGACGGAGCGAUCAACCUGGAGGAGAGGAACCGACCGCUGCCAGACUGGUGACGGAAACUCAGACACAAACUGCAGCGAGGCGAGUGGACGAUCACGACCACGACCACGAUCACGAUCACGGACAUGACCAUGAACACGGACAUGACCAUGACCACGUGGAUCACGAUCACGACCGCAACCGAAGUCUCCCCGCUGAAGAGUGUCUGAACGCCUCCAGCAUCCUCUCCUCACAUGGGAUGACUCAGGAAGUAGGCGUAACCCUCGGCGACUUCAGCUUCCUGUGUCCCGCCCUCCUCAACCAGAUCGACAGCGGAGCGUGUAUCCUGCACAACCAGAGAGAUCAUAAACAUCAUAAACAUGCUCACGAUCACCAUGGCGACCACAACCACAACCACUCAGACCACGGGCACGACCACAACGAGCACGGCGGUGUAGAAAACGGCAAAAACAUUGCAACAGCGUGGAUCGGCGGCAUCGUGUCCAUCACCAUCAUCAGCUUGCUCUCGCUGGCCGGAGUCGUGCUCAUCCCGCUCAUGAACAGAGUCUUCUUCAAGUUCCUCCUCAGCUUCCUGGUGGCGCUGGCCGUCGGCACGCUGAGCGGCGAUGCCUUCUUACAUCUCAUCCCUCAUUCUCAGGGCGGACACCAUCAUCACCACCACAACUCCUCUGGGGACGUGGAGGGGCAUCUUCACUCCCACGACGAGGACGAGGAAAACCUGGACGGAGUUUGGAAAGGUCUGACGGCUCUGAGCGGAGUCUACGUCAUGUUUCUCAUCGAGCACUUCCUCACGCUGGGGAAGAUGUACAAGGACAAGAAACAAAAGAUCCAGAAGAAGUGGGAUCAGAACGACAAAGCGGAUCCAGAGAAGCAGCCGGCUCUGGAGGAGAACGACCUGAAGCCAACUGAAGAUGUGGAGACUAACGGCGGCACGUUCGGCGACCACUCGAGCAGCCUCCACGGCGGCAGCGUGGCGGAGGAGGAGGAGGUGAUGUUGAAUCCACAGGUGUCCAUCGUGUCGCCGCAGGGUUACGCCCGAGUGCCUGGCGGAGCCGCCGCCUACACCGACGAGGACUGCGAGAACAAAUGCCACUCCCACUUCCACGACACGGUGGGCCAGACGGACAGCAUGCACCACCAUCACCAUGACUACCACCACAUCCUGCACCACCACCACUCCCAGAACCAUCACCCGCACAGCCACUCGCACUCGUACUCGGAGCAGCACUUCCAGCAAGCUGGCGUGGCCGCGCUCGCCUGGAUGGUCAUCAUGGGAGACGGGCUGCACAACUUCAGCGACGGCCUCGCUAUCGGAGCUGCGUUCACUGAGGGUUUGUCCAGCGGUCUCAGCACAUCUGUGGCUGUUUUCUGUCACGAGCUGCCUCAUGAGUUAGGUGACUUUGCAGUGCUGCUGAAGGCCGGUAUGACGGUGCGUCAGGCCAUCCUCUACAACGUGCUGUCGGCCAUGAUGGCGUACUUCGGCAUGGCGACGGGAAUCGUGAUCGGACACUACGCAGAGAACAUCUCCAUGUGGAUAUUCGCCCUCACGGCGGGACUCUUCAUGUACGUGGCUCUGGUGGACAUGGUGCCAGAAAUGUUGCACAACGACGCCGGUGACCACGGCUUCAGCCACUGUGGCUUCUUCCUGCUCCAGAACGCCGGCAUCCUGCUCGGCUUCUGCAUAAUGCUGCUAAUCGCCAUCUUCGAGCACAAAAUCCAGCUGGACCUGGGAUACUGAAACACGGAGAGCGUUUCGAUCCUGAAGCUCCACCUGCAUUCCAGCGUCUGCGUCAGAAGUGUAGCGUAGUUUUAUUUUAUACUUCUUUGUUCUAGACAGUCAG